AUGGCUACUGAUGCUGCGCUGGGCUCGUCAUGCGGCUUCUCAACCCGUCUAUCGCUCCGAUGGGUUCCUGAACCACCAGAGGAGACGACAGACACGAUUGUCCUUUCCGUGGGGAAUUAUUUCCUAGACCUGCGGAUGGAUAAGGCAUCUGGACAAAUUGACUGGGCAAUGGCAGGUACAAGGAUUGAAGAGAACCCACAUGAGUCACCAGUCAAGACCCUCUUCACGCGUGAGCUGGACUCCCUGAAUGAGAUCGGUAUUGUUGAUGUUGGAAACUUCAGCCGUCUCCCCAAUGGCGAUGAUCUUGAAACUGGCGAGAUGCCCCGUGCCGAUCUUCCCGGUGCACCCAUGACGACCUUUGAGGAGGUUUGGCGGGAGCUGCCGUUCAGAGAGGGCCCCGAAGGCGCUAAGAAGGGUAUUUCUUGGAUUCUUGAAUCUGAUGAUAGUGAUCUGGACUUUGGCGAAGGAGAAGGAGAGGCAACUGUGACUAAGAUAUUCUUCGGUCGUAUUUGGGGAACGUUUCUAGCGUUCAAGCAGGUUCAAACUCAUACUUGGCAAAAGGGAUCUGAUGGAACCUUUUCUAUCAACAGGACUGGAGCAGAGGUUAGCACCAGGAGAGAGGAGUGGAACUCUGGGUGGGAGGAUAAGUACGUCGUUGGCCCUGAUGGAAGUGAUGUACCAUCGAUGAAGACCGGGUUCGAGGGCGAGGGUAAGGGAUCUUGGAGGGUUCCCGGCGAGAAAGUGACUAUUGACGGCAAGUCAUUUAUGGUUCGCGCGUUCGAGGAGAUCUGA
Messenger RNA from Penicillium malachiteum, 792 nucleotides. RefSeq lists its product as uncharacterized. The transcript is spliced from 2 exons. NCBI's taxonomy places the organism in Eukaryota, Fungi, Ascomycota, Eurotiomycetes, Eurotiales, Aspergillaceae. The record is from RefSeq and is a predicted model, not a curated record. The coding region runs from base 1 to 792 and encodes 263 amino acids.